Corythoichthys intestinalis (scribbled pipefish) is the source of this 3374-nucleotide messenger RNA. RefSeq names its product Nicalin-1-like. The coding region runs from base 25 to 1818 and encodes 597 amino acids. Lineage: Eukaryota; Metazoa; Chordata; Actinopteri; Syngnathiformes; Syngnathidae. The record is from RefSeq and is a predicted model, not a curated record. Gene Ontology annotation, cellular component: endoplasmic reticulum membrane. Gene Ontology annotation, biological process: regulation of signal transduction. The transcript is spliced from 16 exons.
CAGGAGCUGAUCCCUUGGGAGCAGAUGGUGAAUGGUGACUUACCUCGACGCCUGGAGUCUGAAGAGAGUUUGUAUUUAGCAGUACAGUGCCAUUGUCUUGGAAGACCUCAAGAAUUCCAUUAUACAGACCACAAAGAAGACUGGGUAAUACAUGUCAUCAUGCACCUGCAAGACUUGCACCUUGCUGUCAUAGUGCUGCUGCUCUGUGUCAACUCUUUGCAUUGCGCUAUUCUCUCUGCUGCAUCUUCGUACGAGUUCACUGCCUACAGGAUGCAACAGUACAACCUGGAAAAAAAGAUACAUGGUUGCCGAGGUGCCAUCAUUGUGGCAGAGGCCCGGUCCGCUGAUGAACCAGCGCUGACCCGCCGCUGUGUCAUCAUGAGGGUGGUGGACUUCACCACCAAAUCAUACACUGAGGCUCAGAGACAAAACGCUGCCGCCAUUCUGAUUCUGUUGCCCAAAAAUAUGUCAAGUAUUUUACCUGAAGAAAUACAGUCCUUCAUGAUGAGCGAGAGACAAGCCUUGAUGAAGGAGACUCUCGUGCCAGUGUAUGUGGCCCCUGAGGAUGAACAGCUGCUCUACAUGUAUGAAGAGGUGAAGAAGGCUGCUUCUGCUAGGACCUCGUCUAUAUUCGUCCGAGUCUUUCGAAGUAUGGUAACAGCGACAGCCUUUCAGAUCUUAGUGAGUAACAAUUCCCCCAUCAAGGCCAUUACAGACACCACACUGGUUACAUUGGAAGGUGUACUUCCUGGAGCCGGUGAGGACAUACCCACUAUUGUGAUCACUGCCCACUAUGAUUCACAUGGACUGGCACCAUGGUUGUCCUAUGGAGCCGACUCUAAUGGAAGCGGCGUUGUCAUCUUGCUUGAAUUGGCACGUCUCUUCCAGAUUCUUUAUAGUAGCCCAAGAACUAGGCCACGCUAUCAUUUAAUGUUCUCCCUCACUGGAGGAGGAAAGUACAACUUCCAAGGCACCAAGAAGUGGAUUGAAGAGAACUUGGACCAUGCUGAAUCAAGCCUGCUUCAUGAUAAUGUGGCAUUUGUGUUAUGUCUGGAUACACUGGCCAAUGGUGAUGAGCUGUACAUGCACGUGUCCCGUCCACCCAAAUCGGACACUCCCAUGUAUGCAUUCAUUCAACAUUUGGACAAGGUGGUUUCCUCCAGAUUCCCGUGGAUGAAGACAGAAGUGGUCCAUAAAAAAAUCAACCUCGUGGGGUCCACCGUUUCUUGGGAGCACGAGCGCUACAGCCUUCGCAGGAUACCAGGAUUCACUCUGUCUCACCUGGAAGACCCUAAAUCCGAGCUGCGGGGCUCCAUCCUCGACACUGUUUCCCAAGUUGACUUCCGGAAAAUGAAGCGGAAUGGGAUCAUCAUAGCAGAGGCUCUGGCACGGUACAUGUACCAGUUAUCUGACAAGGGUUCACCAAAGGAUGUUCAGCUUUUCAAAGGCCGGUUGGACUUCCAUGACAGUCGAAUAUCCAGUCUUAUGUCCUUCCUAACGUCAGUUCCUCGUGCCACACAGCUGAUGGAUAAAGAGCCUGCUCACAUCUUGCUCAUUAACUCGCUGGAGCAUGAGUUCAAACAAAACUUACAGCAAGUGCACAGGCACAUUUUCAGACAGGACAGAAGGGACCCUGAUAUUACAUUUUUUGAUCAAAUGAGACAGCAAAUAGUGAUGUACAGGGUGAAACCUGCUGCUUUUGAUCUCUUCCUGGGUGGCUGCAUCAUGGCAUAUUUGGGCAUUGUUUACUUUGCUAUACAGAACUUUGACUAUGUCUACACUAAACUAAAGGCGGCAGUAAAACCAAAGCACCACUAAAACGGUCCGGAAUAUUUGAAGGACAAUUUUGACUUUGCUGAGAUGUUUCCAUCAUCAUCAAGGAGAAAAAUAACACCCACACUUUCUGUUUAUCCUUUUACUGCCACAUGUACUUUUUAUUUACUCAAUGAAAGAAUGAAACACUAAUUGAAGGCAAGCAUUAUAUUUCAAUUUAUCCCAUAUAUAAAUAUAUGCUUAAUUGAAAUGAUGCUUAUGAAGUGUGACAAACCACACAUGGACAUUCUAGAGAGUUGAGGAAAGAGUUUAUGUCACAGAUAGCUCAUAAGGAGUUGUGCAGACGUUAAACCCCUUUGGGGAGAUGUGCAAGGGACAGAUGCAUGCUGAGAGAAAAUAAAGGUGACCACAGGUGUUGGGAAGCUUCCAAAAGCCAUUUCCCCCUUGUGCAGAUGCAGCAGACCUAAUCAUGUUUGAUGUAGUUAAUAGAAGACAUUUAAACAACCAUGAGCAGUUUUAUGUGUGUGUUUAGUGGUAGUUAGUAGACCAUGGUUGUGACCCCUGGGUAUGAGUGUUAAAGCCAUUUAUAUUUAAAUGGAGGGUUAAUAGCUAUAUGUGUAGCAAAGAAUAAAAAAUAUGAAUGAAGGCUAAAAAAAAUAGAACACAUAUCUUGAGCAGAGGUGGGUAGUAAGAUGUUACAUUUUCCUGCUUUAUUCUAAAUAUUAGAUUUAUGUUUUUUUUUUUUUUUUUUUUGCCAGCAAUGCCAACAGUAACUCUAGUAAUUUCACCAAUGAGACCUCGCAACAAUAAUCACAUGACUUCAUAAUGCCAAUCCGACGCAAGUGUUAUCAUUCUAUGAUCACGCCAUCCUGUUGAAUCACGUGCCGUUUUUAAAGCACCGUAAAAAAUGAAGUAUUUGACAUAGAGUGCUCCCCUCAACAUGACUCGAAACCGCAGAUUUUAACCUCUCUCCCAGUUUUUGUUUGGUGCCAAAUGACCACAGAAAAACUGAGAUAUGAUCCUUUUAAUUUCAUAAAAGUAAUUAUAAAGGAACUAUUCACUAUUCAAACUAAGAACUAUUUUCUCCACCAGAAGACACUCAUGCUCUUUGGACGAAUAAUGCUUUAUUUCUGUCUUUUUUUUUUUUUUUUUUCUCUCGGCGAAAUCCAUUGACCCCCCCUUCUUUUUUUGUAUUUCUUUGGCUUAAUGUGGUUGUGUAAUGGGUUAUUGUACAGUAUCAUUAUAACAGCAAUUCAUAAACAUACUGUAUACUGUAACUUAGUGUAGAGAAAAAAAAUAUGCCAUUGUAAAAAAAAAAAUAAAAUAAAAUAAAAACUAUCAAAAAUGUAAGCAGUUAUUCACAAUGUUACUCAUUACUUGAGUAUUCUUUUCACUAAAUACUUUUUUACUUGUACUUGAGUAAUUUUUUUGGAUGACUACUUUUACUUUUACUUGAGUAAUAUUAUUUUGAAGUAACGCUACUCUUACUUGAGUACAUUUUUUUGGCUACUCUACCAUAUGCGGAGAUUAUGGGGAGGCUGGUGGUAAAAAUAUAAUCGCAUGUAGUGAACUUUCCAAGAUAUUAAUUUAAAAUUAAGACU